GGCCCGUCGAAAAUAAUUAUCGCGAUGAUUAGCGCUUGUGUGAAUGAUAAGCUUGAAAUCUCAAAAAACGGCAAAGUUAUUCGCAGUAGUCACCCGAAAGAAAUUCAGAAGUCGACAGUAUUAAUCGACGCUGACAUUAUUUUUUAAUAAAAUUCGGAGGAAGUUAUAGUUUUUUGAAUCAGUACUUUCCAGUUGAGAGUAGUCAUCUGAAAAAAUGACUCUCCUCGAUAAAAUCAUUUGCCUAGGUCUGCCAUUGAUUUUUAUCUUAUUUUCUGUGGAUCAAGUUGAAUGUAGAUCGACUGGAAUUGUUGAAACGGAUCGAGGACCUGUUGUAGGGGAAAUCUUAGAGACAAUUGUUGAUUCGAUUGCUUAUGGUUCCUUCAAAGGAAUACCUUAUGCCAAACCACCCAUCAAUGAGCUUCGAUUUUGGCCUGCUGAAGACGUUGAGCCUUGGGAAGAUGUUCUUAAAGCAACAGCAGAGGGUAAUGAAUGCCCUCAGUUAGAUCCUAUUACUAAUACCUUCGGUGGUCAUGAAGACUGCUUGUACCUCAACGUCUACACACCCAAGACUAAUUUCGGUGAGGACUUCUCAGACGAUCUUUUACCUGUAAUGGUGUGGAUUCACGGCGGCAAGUUUGCGACAGGGUCUUCUAAUGCUUCACUGUAUGGUCCUGAUUUUAUUCUCGAAGAAGGUGUUGUCAUGGUGGCCGCCAAUUUUCGUCUAGAUGUAUUAGGUCUCCUAGCUCUAAAUAUUCCGGAAGCGCCAGAAAAUAUUCAACUCAAGGAUCAAGUUCUGGUGCUCAGAUGGGUUCAACGGAAUAUUGAUAAAUUCGGUGGUGAUCCCAACAGAGUUACGAUAUUUGGUUGGAGUUCUGGUGGCGUUGCUGUUGAUUUGCACAUGAUUUCAGGGGUCUCCAGAGGAUUAUUUCAUGGAGCCAUUGCAAUGAGCGCUGCUCCCUGGAGUGCCUGGACAUUCUCAUCUCGAAAUCAAACUGAAACUCGAGCUUUUCGUUUAGGAAAAAUUCUAGGAAUUGAUACCGCGGAUAAAACUAUUCUUUAUCGUGAACUUAUGAAAAAAACAUCAUUCGAAUUAAUCACUGGAGGGGAAAAAUUGAUUGAUAAUUUGAUACACGCGGAUCGCAAAUUUAAACCGGUAAUUGAAGAUGUUAGAGUGGCGGGUGCCGAUAGUUUCUCUACGGAAUGUCCGAUCAGGAAAUAUAAAACUGGACAAAUUGCCAAAGCUCCCUAUAUGACUGGCUAUACGCGGAAUGAAAUUCUCUAUUUCACUACGAGUACGCAAAAUUUAUUUUGGUACAUUGAACUUGCUUUGAAGCAGUUCAAUGGUCGUCGACAUCCGGUGCAGGAAAAAUUAGCGCAUCUUCACGACGAAUUGUCGAAGGUGCUGCACAAAAAUCUGUCAGAAGUGCCAGUUGAAUUAUUAAUGCAAGCGAUAAACAAUAUUACGAACACCCUGUACAAACCCGUGAUCAAUCAAAAACAAAAAUUGGUCGCUGAAAUGUCGACAGCUCCAGUUUAUUAUUACCAGAAUUCAUAUGAUCCGGGAGAAUAUUCAUACCGUCGAUUAAAUGCGCAUGUUAUUCCGAGUUUGAACGGUGCCGGCCACGGAGACGAUAUAUUAACCAUUUUCCACGUACCUAUCUACAAUUUACCGUUGGAGCCUGAGCAUCCCUUCUCAAAGGCAAGAAAGCGAAUGGUGCGAAUGUUCACCAAUUUCGCAAAAUAUGGAAAUCCAACCCCGGACGGAAAAUCAGAUCCUAUCUUGAAUAUUACAUGGCCAAAGGCCCCGGAAAACUAUUUGGAUAUCAAUGACAAGUUGGAAAUUGGGGCCAGCCCUCUCGACGAGGAUGCCAAGUCAAUUGAGAGGGAUUUUUCUGGGUCAGUUUGGGAUGAGUUCAAUGAUUGUCAGUAAAAGUGCAAAGGAAAAAUAGCAGAUCAAUCGCCAUUUUUCAAUCAAGUCUCGCAUCAUUCAAAAUGGCGUCUUCCACUCCUGAUUUUUGUGAAGUAUAUGAAACGAAAG
Molecule: messenger RNA, 2038 nt
Organism: Fopius arisanus
Lineage: Eukaryota; Metazoa; Arthropoda; Insecta; Hymenoptera; Braconidae
Product: juvenile hormone esterase-like
Exons: 11
Coding region: 215-1930 (571 amino acids)
Source: RefSeq, a predicted model, not a curated record